Molecule: messenger RNA, 534 nt
Organism: Myripristis murdjan (pinecone soldierfish)
Lineage: Eukaryota; Metazoa; Chordata; Actinopteri; Holocentriformes; Holocentridae
Gene: rpl22
Product: ribosomal protein L22
Exons: 4
Coding region: 97-489 (130 amino acids)
Biological process (GO): cytoplasmic translation
Cellular component (GO): ribosome
Molecular function (GO): structural constituent of ribosome; RNA binding
Source: RefSeq, a predicted model, not a curated record
AUCAAAUCCAGAUAAAUCGAUGCGAUCGAUUUUGCAGCCGGGUAUUAUACUUCCUGCGCAGCCCUUCCUCCUUCCUUUCUGCCAAAAUUGUGAAUCAUGGCACCGAUUAAAAAGCCAUUUGUCAAGAAGCAGGGUGGUAAGAAGAAGAAGCAGAUCCUGAAGUUCACCCUGGACUGCACUCACCCUGUCGAGGAUGGCAUCAUGGACGCUGCCAACUUUGAGCAGUUCCUGCAGGAGCGCAUUAAGGUGAAUGGCAAAGCCGGAAACCUGGGAGGUGGUGUGGUGUCCAUCGAGAGGAGCAAAAGCAAAAUUGCGGUGAACUCCGAGGUUCCCUUUUCCAAGAGGUACUUGAAAUAUCUCACCAAGAAGUAUCUGAAAAAGAACAACCUCAGGGACUGGCUGAGAGUGGUGGCCAACACCAAGGAGAGCUACGAGCUGCGCUACUUCCAGAUCAACCAGGAUGAGGAAGAGGAGGAGGACGAAGAUUAAACCUGACACCACUUUUAAUAAAUUGUCAAAAUGGAGAAAAAAAAA